Molecule: messenger RNA, 807 nt
Organism: Didymodactylos carnosus
Lineage: Eukaryota; Metazoa; Rotifera; Eurotatoria; Philodinida; Philodinidae
Source: the annotation of a GenBank genome assembly
AUGGAUGUAAAAGACCCAAAAGUAUCAACCAAAAGUACACCAAUAAGAGAAGCAUUGACACCAAAACUUAACAAUGAGGAUGGCAAUAGUCAACAAUCGCCAACAACAACAGUUAUAAAUUUAAAUGAAGAAAUACAAAUUUUACCAAAAAAUGUUCGAAAAUUACGGCGUGGUAGUACAAGCACUAUAACAUCACUCAGUACUGCCAUUGUUCAAAAAAAGCAGCUAACAGAUAAAAGUGGUCGACAAUCAAAACGACAUGUACCAAAAAAACCUUUGAUUGAUCAAACUGAACGUUCACCAAAUUAUCAUCCAUGGAGUAAAAGAUAUAUAGCAAUCAUUACUCGUCCACCAAUGAAAAAAUGUAUGUCCAAAACUCCUUUUCAUCGUCUAUAUUAUAGGGAAAAAAUAUGUGAAACAACUGAAAAAAUACCAAAUUUAUUGUCAAUGCAAGUUAUAAAAGUGAAUACGAUAGAUGUUCAAUAUAUACCUCGAAGAUCUAGUUCAAGACCACCCACUCCUGUUAUAAGAUACGUACGACGAUUACCUUCUGAAAUACCACUAAUACCUGUUGAACAAGUAACCGAGAAAGAACCAGAUGAGAUGGUGCAAACAAUAAAUUCGAUUAAAUCAGCAUUAACAUCACCGGUGUCUCAACCGAUUAUUGUGGAAAUAUCAAGACCCAAUACUGCUACCACAACUUUAAUAAAUAGAGCAAAAUUAGCCGAAAAACUAAUCAAACGACCACCACGACGGAUUUAUAAUUUUUCCAGAGAAACAGUUAUUCCACUGGCGGCAUUUGGUUAA